Molecule: messenger RNA, 1207 nt
Organism: Neoarius graeffei (lesser salmon catfish)
Lineage: Eukaryota; Metazoa; Chordata; Actinopteri; Siluriformes; Ariidae
Gene: hsd17b10
Product: hydroxysteroid (17-beta) dehydrogenase 10
Exons: 6
Coding region: 42-824 (260 amino acids)
Biological process (GO): estrogen metabolic process; fatty acid metabolic process; androgen metabolic process
Cellular component (GO): mitochondrion
Molecular function (GO): estradiol 17-beta-dehydrogenase [NAD(P)+] activity
Source: RefSeq, a predicted model, not a curated record
GGGUCUGGUUCUGUGAUGCAGCAGCAGUUCCGCCUUCAAACAUGGCGAACAUCAGGAAUGUCAAGGGGAUGGUGGGGCUGGUCACAGGAGGUGCCUCGGGUUUGGGCAGGGCUACAGUAGAGCGGCUUAUCAACCACGGAGCGAGCGCUGUAAUCCUUGACCUGCCCAGCUCAGACGGCCAGAGUGUGGCUGCAGCUCUCGGUGAGCGCUGUGCAUUCGCUCCAGCUGAUGUGACUUCAGAGUCAGAUGUGCGCUCAGCUGUGGAUUUGGCGAAAGAGAAGUUUGGUCGACUGGACCUGGCAGUGAACUGUGCUGGUAUUGCUGUCGCUGUUAAGACGUACAACUUUAAAAAGGAUGUCCCUCACAGUCUGGAAGACUUCAGUAGGGUCAUCAACGUAAAUAUUGCAGGCAGCUUUAAUGUAAUAAGGCUGGCAGCAGGGAUGAUGGGCAAAAACGAGCCAGAUGCUGAUGGACACAGAGGCUGCAUCAUUAACACAGCCAGCGUUGCAGCUUUUGACGGGCAGGUGGGUCAGGCUGCAUACUCUGCGUCUAAAGGUGGCAUUGUGGGAAUGACUCUUCCAGUUGCUCGAGAUCUUGCUCCUAUGGGCAUCCGCGUGGUCACUAUUGCUCCAGGUUUGUUCUCUACGCCACUGCUGGCUGGUCUGCCUGAGAAAGUGCAAGGUUUUCUCGCAAGACAGGUGCCUUUCCCUUCGCGCCUGGGCGACCCUGCUGAGUUCGCUCACCUCGUGACUGCCAUUGCUGAAAACCCUAUGAUCAAUGGCGAGGUGAUUCGCCUGGAUGGAGCCAUCAGGAUGCAGCCUUAAGAAGGAGAGAACCUCACAGAGGGGAAGAGACUUAGUAAUGCACCCUGCGGUCUGUGUGUGGAAAAGAAACUGGGUUAAUGGAACAGAGCCUGAUGAGCAUUUCCUCUUUCAGUGUACUGCAGUUUUACUUCUCAGGACUUCCUGAGUUAAAGUUCUGCUGCUUUUUUUUUUUUUUUAUGUUUAAAUCAUUGAAAAUCUGUAGAUAUUUUUUAGAAUGCUGCUCUGAUUUUCCAAAAACCUGGUUGUGUGAGGACGUUUACUCUUCAGGCCAGUACCAGGCUUUAUUCUGUUCUGGGAAAUGCCUAAAGUGCAUUAUUGAGAUUAUGAUCAGAAUAAACAGAGUGUACUGCAAAUAAUCAAAUAAUAAAACAUCUUGCUGAAAA